CUUUCCAGCAUGACCGUCGGGUUACAGCCAAGUUGUAGCGAAAUACCGUCAGUGUUGCCAGCUCCAGUACGGGAUUUUAGCAAACGGUUCAGUGUGCCAAGACAAUUGUCAGAACAUCGAGUAACGAUUAGACCUUAUGAAAGCUUCAGGGAUCGAAAAGACUCAGAAAAGCCACAAAUCACGUUCGGGUUUGCUGCAUUGAGUACAGAUGGAGAGAGAAAGGAGAGUGGCGAAAACGGAAAUAUAGCAGGCCGCGUUUCGCCUGCUCCUUCCAUUUUUUCCAUUUAUGGCGAUGAUCCCGGACCGUCAACGAUAUGCGAGCAACCAGUCGGCGCACAAGCCGACGUGUACAUUUCGUCCCUUGGCGAGAAAAAUCGCCAUCUUCUGAAGAAAUUUCUCGAAAAUUCUCCACGCCAAGAAAAUCAAUACUUUAUAUGGAUCAAAGAUCACAAAACUAACAAGUUCACCAUCAUCUCUAUCAAAACCCUUGAAAACCAUCUCAAUUCCACACAUCGGAUACGCCGCGUAAAAUGGAGGCAUCGCUCUAUGGACCAUGUUUCUAUCUAUCGAUACAGUAUCCCGUCCAUCACCUAUAAGAAGUCCAAAAUGGCAUGCUCGUUAAACCCAGAAGACCGAAAUCAUCCCUAUUUACACUAUAAUACUAGCACUACACAACUCACUUUACAAACAUUACGUAAUAUCACUAUUGGGGCCAAUGUCGACAUCGCAAAUCGUCUAUUUCAAAAAAUUCUCUUCGAAGUUGACGUGGCCAAGUUCGAGAAGAAUUAUUCUGCAUACCUCACAUGGCUCACCGGCAUUGGAGCGAUACAAAUGGUUACGACCAAGAAGGGAGUAGGCAUCCUGCUGUCGGUGGGAUGCCCACUUCACAACAUCGAAUCAUCUGAAAGCAUAUAA
Molecule: messenger RNA, 915 nt
Organism: Cylicocyclus nassatus
Lineage: Eukaryota; Metazoa; Nematoda; Chromadorea; Rhabditida; Strongylidae
Source: the annotation of a GenBank genome assembly